UGUCCACUGCCACUAGUGAAGGUGUACUGGGUACAGUGCCCUCAUUUACCAUGCAUUGCCUGCUGCUGCUCUAGAGGGAGGGCUCCUAUAGGAACAUACAGUCCUAACUGCCUAUAUGACUGUAUAGUGGACGCAGCAAGAAGCCAUCGAGCACUUGUCAGUGACAGCUCCUCCACCAGCCUGUGCUGCCCACUGUCACAUCUUCUACAUCUGGUGCCACCAGUUGGACGCACAGUGGAAUUGAACCUCAAUCCCUGCUGCCAUAGAGGAUUGUUCCUUUGUAAUCCCCCUGGAUCUGUUGGGAAGGCUGCUUCCUUCUGCACACAUUCACCUCUUCCAUGAACUCUAUGAAAGACCCCUUACACUUGGAGCACUUAGCCGGGAGUAAACUGGCAUCAGCAUCUUCCCAUCACCAGUCAGUGACCCUGCUCUCCAUGGCCUCCUCGCUGGGACAGCGCUCUGUGGAGUGUAAGCAAAGGCUGGAGGUGCACACCAUCUCUGACACCUCCAGUCCUGAAGCUGUAGAUAAAGAUAAAACCCACCAAAGUAAAAAUGAGGAUAAUAGCACCGACGACCCUUCCAAGAAGAAGAGACAACGCAGGCAGAGGACUCAUUUCACCAGCCAGCAGUUACAAGAGCUGGAGGCCACUUUUCAGAGGAACCGCUACCCUGACAUGUCCACCAGAGAGGAGAUUGCUGUGUGGACCAACCUCACAGAGGCCAGAGUCAGGGUUUGGUUCAAGAACCGCAGAGCUAAAUGGAGGAAGAGGGAAAGGAACCAACAAGCAGAACUGUGCAAAAAUGGCUUCGGGCCUCAGUUCAAUGGGCUGAUGCAACCCUAUGAUGACAUGUACCCAGGGUACUCCUACAACAAUUGGGCAGCCAAGGGCCUCACCUCGGCUUCACUUUCCACCAAGAGCUUUCCUUUCUUCAACUCUAUGAAUGUCAAUCCCUUAUCCUCACAAAGUAUGUUCUCCUCACCCAACUCCAUCUCCUCCAUGAGCAUGUCCUCCAGCAUGGUGCCCUCUGCAGUCACAGGGGUGCCAGGCUCCAGCCUCAACAGCUUGAAUAACCUGAACAACUUGAGCAACCCUUCCCUGAAUUCUGGUGUGCCAACGCCAGCUUGCCCUUAUGCCCCUCCAACACCCCCCUAUGUCUACAGGGACACAUGUAACUCCAGCCUGGCUAGCCUUAGACUCAAAGCUAAGCAGCACUCUAGUUUUGGAUAUGCCAGUGUUCAGAACCCUGGAUCCAAUCUCAGUGCGUGUCAGUAUGCGGUGGACAGGCCCGUGUGAUGUAUAUAUAUAUAUAUCUAUUUGCAUGUAUGUAUACUAUAUGGGAACCAUCCUUUCUUCAAAGACUCAUCACAUGUGGACUCUAUACAAUAAAGGAGAAAAUAAGAUAAUAAACUGCAACAACACUCAAAAGUGUCUUCUUGACUACAAGAGGUCGACUGCAGUGGACCCUGAGAAUUAUAUAUAUAUAUAUAUAUAUAUAUAUGUGUAUAUGGACACGUUUGACUGGAUAUGGAAUUUUAAUGUUACUCUAAAGCUUGUUAAUUUUUUUUUUCUUCUUAAGUUUAGCAUUGUUAAAAUGGACUGAACGGAUGUACAUAUACUGAAAUGUCAGAUUAAUUUUAUAAGCAGCAGUUGUCGGUCAUAUGAUCUUUACAGUGUUAAUAAUAUGCACCGGGCUUUAAAAUAAAGCAUGCAACGGGAGAGAACCAGAAUCUGCCUCUAGGUGACUGUAUAUAAUGUAUUAACUAUGUGCUCCUCUAGAUAAGUGUUUCCCAACCAG
Molecule: messenger RNA, 1797 nt
Organism: Hyla sarda
Lineage: Eukaryota; Metazoa; Chordata; Amphibia; Anura; Hylidae
Gene: PITX2
Product: paired like homeodomain 2
Exons: 3
Coding region: 339-1295 (318 amino acids)
Biological process (GO): anatomical structure morphogenesis; regulation of transcription by RNA polymerase II
Cellular component (GO): nucleus
Molecular function (GO): DNA-binding transcription factor activity, RNA polymerase II-specific; RNA polymerase II cis-regulatory region sequence-specific DNA binding
Source: RefSeq, a predicted model, not a curated record